Messenger RNA from Saccoglossus kowalevskii, 1828 nucleotides. Its product is annotated as serine incorporator 1-like. The record is from RefSeq and is a predicted model, not a curated record. NCBI's taxonomy places the organism in Eukaryota, Metazoa, Hemichordata, Enteropneusta, Harrimaniidae. Gene Ontology annotation, cellular component: membrane.
AAGAAAGCGUCUUGUCGUACAGUUAAGGAACAAAGAUGGGGGCAGUAGUCGGCUGUCUGGCAACGCAGGUCGCCUGUUGUUUUGGAUCUGCUGCAUGCAGUUUGUGUUGUGCAUGCUGUCCAUCAUGUAAGAACUCAACGGCUUCUCGUAUUGGUUAUGCUAUAUUACUACUGAUUGGUGUAAUUGCAGCAUGUUUGAUGCUGACUCCCGCAGUUCGAGAUUUACUCUUACAGAUCCCUUAUUUGUGUGAAGAAGGUGAUCUCAUACCAGUUUGGGAGGGUGACAAUUAUCGGAUUGCAUCUGACAGAGUUUGUAAUUUACUGGUUGGAUACUCCGCUGUUUAUCGUAUCUGUUUUGGUUAUGCAUGUUUUUUCUUUUUGAUGAUGCUUAUCAUGAUAAAUGUCAAGUCAAGUAAAGAUCCAAGAUCUGGAAUACAGAAUGGUAAAUAUUUUUUUAUAGCAUGGAUGAUUAUUGGCAUGAUUGGAGCUUUUAUCUUUAUUAUUAUUCAGUUGGUACUCCUGAUUGACUUUGCCCACUCUUGGAAUGAAUCAUGGGUUGAAAAAAUGGAAGACAGCAACUCAAAAGCAUGGUACUUUGCACUGUUGGUGUUUACUAUAUUAUUCUAUUUGCUGGCAUUGGCUGGAAUUAUCGUCUUUUACAUAUUCUACACCACACCCCAUGACUGUGCACUGAAUAAGUUCUUCAUCAGCUUUAACAUGAUAAUGUGUAUUAUUCUGUCAGUUAUAUCUAUCCAUCCCAAGAUACAAGAAGCCCAGCCACGUUCUGGUCUUCUUCAGGCUUCUGUUAUCUCUCUGUAUAUUGUCUAUUUGACUUGGUCUGCCAUGUCAAGUGAACCUGAUAAUGUGUGCAAUCCAAAGUUGAGUGAUAUAUUUCAUCGUCUUACGCCUAGUAUAAAUGCUACUGUUGCUCCAACUGCAACUCCAGACCCCAAUUCUGUACCGACCAUUUCUUCUCUUGGUGCAGAAGGCAUUAUUGGUUUAGCUCUCUUUAUUCUCUGUGUUCUUUAUGCAAGUAUUCGUACUGCAAACACCAACAACAUCAGUAAAUUGACUGGCUCUAACGAGAAGGUGCUUAUCGAUGAAAAGCCAAAAGAAGCUGGAGGUGAGAGUGGAGAUGAAGAAGACCAGAAAGUAUAUGAUAAUGAAAAAGACGGUGUUGCUUAUAGUUACUCAUUCUUUCACUUCAUGUUCUUCUUGGCUUCUCUUUACAUCAUGAUGACACUCACUAACUGGUACAAUCCAUGGGCAUCAUCUUUGGUUAGCUAUGGUCACAGCUGGUCAUCAGUAUGGGUGAAGAUGACAUCAUGUUGGCUGUGUAUUGUACUAUAUGUCUGGACUUUGAUUGCUCCAGUCAUCUUAACUGGCAGAGAUUUCAGCUAAAUAACAUAUACGCUGGAGAAAACUGAAAUAAAGAUCAGUUUUGAAAAGAGCAUCUCAGUAGUGAUGUUAUAAAUACUGUAAUUAUCCUCAUUGUGUUGUAUUGACUGACUCAAAAUGAAUGAUUUCUACUGCAUCCUGCCAGAACUGAUAAUAAUUAUAAUUUUUAUGAUACAGUUGUUAUGCAGAAUGUGUAGUGUAUGUAAAAAAAACAGUGUCCAUUGCAAUGACUGUGGUACUUUCAAACCGAUAUAAAUCAAAUGAAAUGGCAUUUUGUUGUCAGUCAAUUCAACAUAUGAAAAUGUGGUAUAAUAUUAAAUCUUUGAUAUCCAAGAUUAAGUAAUGUAUUUCUCUGUCAUCGAUACAUGCAUAGAGUUAAGGAUAUAUACGUGUAAUCUUGUAAUCUUUGCACUAGUUGCAGGACUUCCCUG